AUGAAAAGUCUGGAAAAAGAUGAACUUUGCUUUCCUCAUCUCCUCAACACCUCCUGCAGGAAGGCUAUGCGUCCUCACUUUGCAUCUAUGCUCACUUACAUUUUAUUAUCCUCCAUCUCUCUGCUCACUGUGACUCUCAACCUGCUGGUCAUCAUCUCCAUCCACCACUUCAAGCAGCUCCACACCCCCACCAACCUCCUCCUGCUCUCUCUGGCCGUAUCAGACUUCUUCGUCGGCCUCCUCAUGGUCUUUCAAAUAAUGCUUAUAGAUGGCUGCUGGUUUCUAGGUGACCUCAUGUGUACGCUUUAUAUUGUUUUGGACUAUAUUGUUGUUUCUUCCUCAGUAGGAACCAUGGUUCUCAUAUCAGUUGACCGAUAUGUGGCUAUUUGUGAGCCUCUUCAUUAUACCAACAAAGUCACACAAAAAAGAGUUAAGAUCUGUGUUUGUCUGUGUUGGACAUGUUCUGCUUUCGUUCUGAUUCUGAUGCUACAAGAUCACCUGAAAAGAACAGACGAUAUUUCCUGCAUUGGAGAGUGUGUCAUUGUAGUUAGCUACGUUGCUGAACUUGCACAGUUUUUUUUGAUUUUUAUUGGUCCCGUCACUGUCAUCAUAGUUUUGUACAUGAGAGUCUUUGUGGUGGCUGUGACUCAGGCUCGUGCCAUGAGGCCUCAUGUUGCAGCUUUACCUCUCAAGUUUUCAAUGACCAUAACGGCUAAAAAAUCUGAAAUGAAAGCUGCCAGGACUCUUGGUGUAGUUAUUGUCGUCUUUCUAUUGUGCGUCUGCCCAUAUUAUUGUUUCGCCCUCUCAGGCCAGGACAACUUGGUCAAUUUCUCGUCUGUUAACAUUCUAAUAUGUGUGUUUUAUUUCAACUCGUGUCUCAACCCUCUGAUCUAUGCCUUUUUUUACCCCUGGUUUAGAAAAUCUAUAAAGCUCAUUGUUACUCUUAAGAUACUGCAGCCCGGCUCAUGUGAGAGAAACCUCCUGUAG
This is a messenger RNA of Gasterosteus aculeatus aculeatus (three-spined stickleback), 987 nucleotides long. RefSeq names its product trace amine-associated receptor 13c-like. Gene Ontology annotation, biological process: G protein-coupled receptor signaling pathway. NCBI's taxonomy places the organism in Eukaryota, Metazoa, Chordata, Actinopteri, Perciformes, Gasterosteidae. Gene Ontology annotation, molecular function: trace-amine receptor activity. The record is from RefSeq and is a predicted model, not a curated record. Gene Ontology annotation, cellular component: membrane.